AUGCCAAUAGCUACCAGGACCCAACAGACGGACGGGAACUCUGCAGGUUCUGUGAAGAAUUUUCCGUCGCGAUCCAGCGGAGAACCCUCCAAAGCCACGGGGGCUUCUGGAGGACCAGUGACCUUGCCAAUUCUGCCAACUCCGGAUCCAAACGAAAGAAAACACAUUGGUGAGACCAGCGAUAAGCAUUUCAACGAAGACAUCAAUGACAUCGGAACCAAAUUGAACAGUGUCAACAAUGAUUUAUUUCAUGUCCUGAGUGAAUUGCAGGCACGCCAGUCCGCGGGACUCGGGAGUGCAAAAUGUCAUACCAAGGCAUUAGUGGAUUCUUCUGGCAACUUCAUUGUGGAUCUUUUAGUUACUGGCAAGGAAAAAUCGCCUGGAAAGGGAGUCACAGUCGAAAGGCUCGAGAAGUUGCCAGAUGCCCAGAAGAUAAGAAUUUUAAAAAAGUUGAACCCAACUGAAGAGUUCAGCUCAUUGAUCGAACCAUUCAUCGAAAAGCUCCUGCAAGAGGCGUUUGAGGCGCGAAGAGAUGACAAUUUCCAACUAAACCAGUCCAUGGACGAACUCAUUGACAUCAAAUCCGACCUCAUGCAAGCCGUGCUUGACUCUGCUGAGGAUAGCCAGGACAUCAUCGAUCUCCUCCAUUUCCGAAUGGCAGAGGACAAGAGUCUUUUAGAUGCUUAUGAGACAGAAUACACGGACUACCUGACCAUGCAACUCCGCAUCGCUGUGGGUUUGCCUAGGUCCUUCUGUCAUUGCCCUCCAGGAGUAUAA
Pestalotiopsis fici W106-1 is the source of this 777-nucleotide messenger RNA. RefSeq lists its product as uncharacterized. The transcript is spliced from 3 exons. Lineage: Eukaryota; Fungi; Ascomycota; Sordariomycetes; Amphisphaeriales; Sporocadaceae. The record is from RefSeq and is a predicted model, not a curated record. The coding region runs from base 1 to 777 and encodes 258 amino acids.